Cyprinodon variegatus (sheepshead minnow) is the source of this 2351-nucleotide messenger RNA. It is a transcript of the gene ecd, whose product is annotated as ecdysoneless homolog (Drosophila). Gene Ontology annotation, cellular component: nucleus. The transcript has 13 exons. NCBI's taxonomy places the organism in Eukaryota, Metazoa, Chordata, Actinopteri, Cyprinodontiformes, Cyprinodontidae. The record is from RefSeq and is a predicted model, not a curated record. The coding region runs from base 227 to 2185 and encodes 652 amino acids.
GCUGGAAAUUAGGGAAGGACUUAAACAUUGACAGAUGGCGUGAUCCGCAUCCUCUUUAAGUAGGGUUCUGUUUAAACCGACUACAUUUUACAUUUUCAAAGCGAUGCUGUGUGAGUGUAUCUUCCUCCGUGGUUAACUAUUUCCAGCUGCUAGCGAUGGACUAAACACCUUCGAAGGGUUCUGGUUUCCUGUUGUUCCAUCAGUCGUUUCUCUAAAGAAAAUCCCAAUGGACGCCUUGCAGAGGAGGAGGAUUCCGGAAGAUCUGGUCCAGUAUAAACUUUUCUUGGUCCAUGCAGAGAGUUCAUCUCCCCAGCAGACUGAAGAACGCCUCAAACACCUGACAGAGGAGAUUUUGGCUAAAGUAGCCAAACUUCUGGUCCAAUACAUCUGGCAGGAUCAACCAUUCAAUCUGAAAUACCAUCCAGAAAUAGGAGAUGUUCCUGCUCACAUUGGAGGCAGCACUCGCUUCGGAGACAACAUUGAGGAUGAGUGGUUUAUUGUUUACCUCCUGCAGCAGAUCACAGAAUUGUUCCCAGAACUUGCAGCCAGAAUUGAAGACAAUGAUGGGGACUUUCUUCUGAUCGAAGCAGCUGAUUUUCUUCCUAAGUGGCUGAACCCAGACACAAGUGAAAACAGGGUCUUCAUCUACAGGGGAGAGCUGCACAUCCUUCCUCGCCCAUCCAAAUCCAGUUCAGUCGGCUUCUCACUCGAUGUGGUCCCCAGUUUGGCACAAGCUCUCACACUGCUCUCUGCUCACCCUGAAGCAUGUCAGGCGAGCCCAAAAAUUCUUUCAUCUUUAAAGAAAAGACUAGAAGGGUAUCCAGAGAAGAUUAAGGAUAAUCUCUACCGGGCUAAGUGCUUCAUCCCAGCUGGCAUUGCUUCUGUUCUGGCACAGCGUCCAGACUUGGUGGCCCCUGCGGUCUCUGCCUUCUACCUGCGGGAUCCUUUGGACUUACAGACUUGUCGGACCUUCAAGACAUUUCCUCCUGAUACAAGAGUGCUCACCUUGGUUAAAUUCACCCGCUGCCUGUAUGCCCAGCUUCAGCAGCAGCAGUUCACUCCAGAUCGGAGGAGCGGCUACGACCUGCCUCCUCGCUCUCAUCCAUUGUACAAAGCUCAUGAGCUUGGAAUGAAACUGGCACACGGCUUUGAGAUCCUGUGCUCUAGGUGCAGAACGCCGUCAUCUGAGCCCGAUGCUCCGAUAGGCUGCAACCCUCAGUGGAAAAGCUUCAUGGAGAGUCUAAAAAAGAAUGGCUACUUCAGAGACCAGCUGGAAGGUUCGUCUUUGUAUAAAGAACUCCUAAGGUCUGCAGAAAUAUUCUUCAAACAAUCAGUUAUGUCACAGCCAAGCUCCCGCUCUGCAGGAGAGGAGAUUCUCCAGCUGCUUCAGAGCAGUCCUUUCAACUUGGAAGAGUUAAAAAAACUUGAGUCACAACUCCCCCAAGAAGACAGUGACAGCUGGUUGGAUAUCACUGCUCAAGAUUUAGAGCAAUUGCUGCAAGAGAGAAGCGGCAGGAUCCCUGAUGUAGGCAGAGAAGGCUUCAGCCCUGCCAAACAGAAACUACAUGUUAAAGAUGCAGCGGAGAGGAGGAAUGAGGCUGAGGAGGAGAUGAAGGAGGAAGAAGCAGGUUACAGUCUUGUAGCUGUCAGCAAAGGGAUGAAGGACUUCCUCAAUGCCAUGUCGUCCCAUGAAGGGGCCGAACUGCCCUGGAGCGGUCAAACUCAGCCUUUUGAUUUUGACCCAAACUCCGUGGCUAAUGCUCUUGAUAAAUUAUUAGGAAGCAAAGAGGAAGAGUUGGAUUCGGAUGAUCUGGAUGAUGAUGAUGAGGGUGAUGAUGAGGAGGAAGUAGAUGAGUUGGAGGAAGGCCAAGCUGAUCCCAUGGAAAUGAAUGGCACAGCAAGUCUGGAUAGCCUUAAAAGAUAUAUGGACCAAAUGGAUCAGGAGCUGAAAACCACUAAUGUAGGACAAAGCUUCUCUCAAAUGGCUCGCACGGACAGCAGCUCAGGGGACGGGCAUCCAUCAGCGGAAGGGGGAGUUGAGGAAAUCCAGCCUUUGGACAUUGACAUUAACUUGGUUGCUAAUUUGUUGGAGUCUCUGAGCAGUCAGGAGGGACUAGCUGGACCUGCUUCAAAUCUACUGCAGAGCCUGGGAAUACAACUACCACCCAACUCUGACCCCUCAUAGAGAGGAGGAGGAAAAAAAGGACUGAAAUCAGGAACUGUUGAAAGAGAAGCUAAGAAUGAACAGAUGGAAAAAGUCUGGCUUCUUAAUGUCAAAGAGUUUUAUGGUUGAAAUGCUUUGUGUUUGUUACAUCUGCAAUAAACCUGACCUAACUAAAAAAUAGGUGCAA